GCCAAGGACGAAAGGACUGCGAGAUGAGCCCUCAGUCUACCUUCGAUCGCUGUCUAAAGUGUUUCGCGUUUGCCAACAGGCAUCGAUGAGCUUGAAAAUAACCAUUUCCUAUAUUUUUCUAACAUUCUCUGAAUCUUGGUCAAAGAUAUGUCGUAGAUUUCCAGCUCUUUUCUUUUUCCACUGCUCUUCAUAAUAUAUGCGCGAGUCGAUAUUUUCUCCCUGCACGUAUAGAACAAUGAAAGUGCAACUUUUCAUCGCCACGACGUUCUACAUGGCAACCAGCACCUGUAUUUUACCCUCGACACUGACGUUGCAAUUGAUCCUGGAAUUUUCCAAAUGGAAAGCCUGGGACCAGAUAGUAUUGUUCGAGAACUUGACAUCCUUAGAUUGCGUAUUUUCGUACACCAGACCUUUGAUCGCGUGUCUCGCCGACGAGGGAAUCGGCUUGUCGAUUCAGUCUGCCAUCAAUCCGAAUAUACCUGACGCCCUUGUGAUCCAGAAGCAUCGAAUUGGAUCGAUCGUUUUGCUCGACGGGCUUAAUCUCACAUCUCCUGAUAAUAUUCUUCACGUGGCAUCGCAGAAAUUCCAGUUCAAUUAUUACGUCUCCUGGCUGAUGAUCACCGCGAUGAACACGGAUGCGACGAUCGAUACGGUGCUUCGACAUUUGAAUAUCGGUAUCGAUAGCGACGUGAUCGUCGCGACGCCAUCGUCGUCUUACGAAGUGAUCCAGGAAUUGUCUGGAAUUUACUGGAACAGGACCUGUUUGUCUCUGCAACGCUACGGGAACCGCUUCGACUUCCGGGAGCCAUCGAUCAAGAGGUUCGACGAGAACGCGUCCGUCAACCUGAAUUACGCGGUUCCCGAGAACAGAACGGUGCUCUUUCACUUCGUCCACGUGUACAAGAUCCGGUACUCGGACAACACCAGCCUGGUGACCAAUUUCCUCGGUUCUUGGAACCCGGACUCGUGGUCGUUGCAAAGUCCGAUCAACGUGAAGCUGAGGAAAGACUUUAGGGGCCAAUCGAUCAUUUUCGGUGUCCUGAACGGGACGAUCGAUGGCCAGAUGGACACCACGGAGGAAGAGGCGAACGACAUCGCGCCUCUUCUCAACUUUGCCAGCUUUGUCGCUAACAGCGUCAACGCGAGCAUAGAAAUAGUGCCGCACGAAAAGCUAGGCACUCUGAAUAACAAAGUUUGGAAUAACCUGCUCGGAGAUGUCGUCACCGGUGAAGUGGACAUUGGACUAGGGUACAUCACCGUGAACGAGGAAAGACAAGCGGAAAUGUCGUUUAGUCAUCCUCUCAUUCGUUAUAUGAGGAACAUUUACUACCACCCUCUGGAAACCGGCACCAUGAGGGACAUAUUUCGUCAACCGUUCAACACCUGCUUGCUAGGCUGCGUCGCGUCCACUUAUCUCGCCAUACUAAUAGCCAUGGGGUUGAUCAUUUACGCGACGAAAACAGUUUUGCACAAUGAGGAGGCGAAACGGGUCGGAAUAGGGGAAGCUGCGCUCUGGUGCAUCAGCAUCAUGUGCAUGCAAGGUUCUCCAUGGACUCCUCGGAAUCCAUCUGGGAAAACCGUGUUAUUAUUCAGUCUGAUGUUUGCUUUGGUAAUGUACAACGCCUACGCCGGAUUUAUUACCUCAAUCUUAUCAGUACAGGCCAGUGGUAUCAAGUCCAUCACGGAUAUUCUCUCACACAACUUCAAAUUGGGGUACAGCAUAACCGACGACGAAUACAUCAGAAACGUGAACGACAGUAAUCUACGCGAGUUGUACAUAAGGGCGUUCAACAACAGGGAGUCGAGAUUGGACACCAUAUCCGGUCUGACAAAGGCCGUGAAAGGCCACUAUGGCUUCUUCGUGAGCGCCACCCUUGCCCGACGCGCCCUCAGAUCCACGUUGAUCCAAAAACGAUGCAAUUUGAAGGAAUUGCCACUUCCACAGACGUUCACUAUGGUUGCAUUGCCGAUGGCUAAUUCUUGCCCUUACAAGAAAAUUAUUAAUUUGAAUAUCCUGAAAAUACGAGAACGAGGGGUCCUGAACAGGAUAACGGAACGGAUGUUGCCAGAGAUGCCCAGAUGCAAGUCACCGACCACUUUCCACAGCGCGAGACUCACAGACGUGUACUCCGCCUUCUUCAUUCUGAUCGCUGGAGGUGUCGCGGCCGUCUCGAUCGGGAUCGUCGAGAGGAUUUGGCACAAGAGGCGGCAGAUGAAGGAGACGAUCGUUCGAGGGAUGCGUCAACAUCAUCUGAUGCCCUCUCACCUGCCUCACCUCCCGCACAUGCCACGAUUACCCUCGUUUCCACGUUUCCCUCAUCUGCCGCAUCUUCAUUCUAACAACGACCCUCGGAACGACUUGUUUCGCGAUUCGCGAAUCGAUUUAACGACCAACAACGGGGAGCACUUCUCCCCGAGUUCUUCUGUCAUCGCGUUGGAUUCGCGAGAUGAGACCUCGAGUAUGAGAAAGACGGGAAACGACUUGGAUUCGGACGGUGAAAUCGAUAAACCUCGUUUGGAGCCGAAAUUUUUCACCUGGAGAAAAGAUGGACGACCAAAACGAGCGAAGCGCAGGGUUUCAGGGUUACAGAAGAGGAAGCUAGAUGAUAAGGUGCAGAAGGGUAGCUCUGUAGGUAGUAUGGUCUUUCCUUUUCAGCAGUAAUUGAAGAGGAAAUGUUUUGAGGAAGUGAAUU
Messenger RNA from Eufriesea mexicana, 2693 nucleotides. Its product is annotated as glutamate receptor ionotropic, delta-2. Gene Ontology annotation, molecular function: ligand-gated monoatomic ion channel activity. NCBI's taxonomy places the organism in Eukaryota, Metazoa, Arthropoda, Insecta, Hymenoptera, Apidae. The coding region runs from base 197 to 2662 and encodes 821 amino acids. The transcript has 10 exons. Gene Ontology annotation, cellular component: membrane. The record is from RefSeq and is a predicted model, not a curated record.